Molecule: messenger RNA, 1740 nt
Organism: Cavia porcellus (domestic guinea pig)
Lineage: Eukaryota; Metazoa; Chordata; Mammalia; Rodentia; Caviidae
Gene: Ccdc51
Product: coiled-coil domain containing 51
Exons: 4
Coding region: 275-1501 (408 amino acids)
Source: RefSeq, a predicted model, not a curated record
AUUCUUUCCUUUCCCUGGAAUUGUCCUCUCUUUUGGGAGAGCAGAGUUUUUUUUUUAGGUAUUAAAUAACCUGUGUCUGUAGGGCCUCAGGGAAUCAGGGAUGUUAUAGCAGUGAUACUGUUGUCACUUCCCAGGAGUCUUUAUGAAUUUUUAUGGGACUUUGUGAGCAUGGACACAACUGGUUUGAGAAAUUUCUUCGACAUCAGAAAACUGGGCGCCAGGAUUCUCAUCUAGGUCACUGUAAAGGAUCCCGGGGAGGCACAGAGGUCUCCUGAUGACGGGCUGCGGCCCUACAUUUGCCAUGCAGCACAUUGUGGGUGUACACCACUUACUGGUGCGGAGAGGCCUCCUUGGAACCGACCUUGUUAUAGCCAGGACUCUCUGCAGCCCGGGCCCUAGCCAGUCUGGAGAGAAGCGCCCUGAGGAGGCAGUCCUGUAUCAUCGCCUCCCAGCUCUGGGGAGAGCCCUGGGGCAGAGCAUUCGGCAGCAAGUUGCCUCCACGGCCAAGAUUUGGUGGGACAGAUAUGAAGAGUUUGUGGGGCUCAUCGAAGUUCGAGAGGCCCAGGGAAAUGUGACUGAGGCAGAGAAAAUGUUCAUGGUGGCUCGUGGGCUUGUUCGAGAGGCUCGGGAGGACUUGGAAGUUCAGCAGGCCAAGCUGAAGGAGGUGAGGGACCGCUUGGACCGUGUCUCCAGGGAGGACAACCAGUACCUAGAGUUGGCUACUCUGGAGCACAGGAUGCUGCAGGAGGAGAAGAGGCUCCGAGUGGCCUAUGAGCGUGCAGAAGACUCUGAGCGUGAGAAAUUCUCUCUCUUUUCUGCAGCAGUGCGGGAAAGUCACGAGAAGGAACGUGCCAGGGCUGAAAGAACUAAGAACUGGUCGCUUAUUGGAUCAGUCCUGGGAGCCCUCAUUGGUGUGGCUGGCUCCACCUAUGUGAAUCGUGUACGACUACAGGAACUGAAGGCCUUACUCCUGGAGGCACAGAAGGGGCCACUGAGUCUCCAGGAGGCCAUCCAUGAACAGGCAGCUAGUUACUCCCUCCAGCAGAGGGACCUCCGUGACCUCAUGGUGGACCUGAAGGGGCUGGUGCAUGCUGGGCAGGGCCAGGGCUCUGGGUCACCAGCAGGUAUUUCCCCUACCAGAGAGAGAGACAUAGAUAUCCUUUCAUCUGCUUUACAAGAGCAGCUCAGUCAUUCCCAGCAGGUCCAUUCCUGUCUAGAAGGCUUACAAAAGCAGCUUGAUGUUCUGGAUAAAACUUGUAGUCAGAUGGUUGGAGUGAUUCAGCUUGCAGAGGCUGCAGCACACCCAGGCCCGGGAGAGCCAGCAGACAGGUCUCUGCCCAGCUCCUUGCUGGCACAGGGGAGCAUGAUGGUGGCCCUGUCCAACACAGAACAGAAGCUGGAAGCCCAAGUGAAUAGGAACACCAUCUACAGCACACUGGUCAUUUGUGUGACAUUUGUGGCCACACUGCCUGUUCUCUACAUGCUAUUCAAGGCCAGCUAGCCCUUUGGACCUGCUCCCCACAGGGCCUAUGGGGUGAAUGUGGCUUUUGUUAGUGAAUCCCAGCGAUGCAUUGACUCUUGGGGUGUACACACAACAUCAGCACCAUUUAUGUGCCUCACAGCAGGCAUCCUUUGCUUUACAGGCAAUGCUUGUUCACCCUAAUUAUGAAAACUUUAUGUUGAUGUCUAUUAAAAUGUCUUAGAGUUUGUACUCUUUUUAUUUAAAAAAUUUUUUUUUCU